AUGAGUAGCAGUAAAAACAUCAGCAAAGUUGCCGAAAAAAGUAUCGCGGCGUCACCUAUGGACGGUAUGAAAGACCUCGGGCCACCUUCGUUAACGACCCGCAAAUCCAUGGAGGCAGAAGAGUCCAACUAUUCAUAUCCGCCGUUACGAAAACGUGCCUUUUCCAAAGAAUUUCACUUCUUCUACGGCACCUUGAUGGAUCCCCAAACUUUAGCCAAGGUUUUGAAACUCAACAACUUACCUCGCCUCAUUCCAGCCAAGAUUAGUGGAUAUCACUGCAAGCUCUGGGGCGAAUGUCCAGCUCUUGUAGGCGGCGAGCCAGAUGAGCCAGCCUACGAGACAGAUCGUUACGUGCAGAUAGGUUGUAUUGUCGAGUUUGAGGAUGGGACGGAGGUUGUUGGAAACACGUUUAAAUGGCGUGGGGACAAGACGGAGUUGAAGGAGGGGCUGUUCAAUCUUAAGGAUUGGAAAAUAAAUAUGCUGGAACGGGAGAUGGAUAGUGCGAGGCAUCACUGGUCGCAAGAUCUAUAA
Molecule: messenger RNA, 531 nt
Organism: Pseudogymnoascus verrucosus
Lineage: Eukaryota; Fungi; Ascomycota; Leotiomycetes; Thelebolales; Thelebolaceae
Exons: 2
Coding region: 1-531 (176 amino acids)
Source: RefSeq, a predicted model, not a curated record